GUACCUGAUCCCGUCUCUGGACCGCUCCCAUGCUGGUUUCUACAGAUGCAUCGUCAGGAACAGAGUAGGAGCCAUCAUGCAGAGCAGCACUGAAGUACAAGUCGCCUAUAUGGGUGAUUUUGUGGAGGGGGAGCGUUCCCAGACUGUGUCCCAGGGAGAGGCUGCUCUGAUCCAGGCUCCACGCAUCCACAGCUUCCCACGACCACAGAUUACCUGGUUCAGGGACGGACGCAAGAUACCCGCCAGCAGCCGCAUAGCCAUCACCCUGGACAACACUCUGGUCAUCCUGUCCAGUGUGGCCCCUGAUGCUGGACGGUACUACACCCAGGCUGUCAACGACAAGAACGGAGAGAACAAAACCAGCCAUCCUAUCCUACUGACUGUGGAGAACGUGGGGGGGCCUGUGGACCCCAUCACCCCCACCAUCAUCAUCCCUCCUAAGAACACCAGUGUGAACGCAGGGAGGAAUGAUGUCAUUAUGGAGUGUGUGGCCAAUGCUAG
This is a messenger RNA of Oncorhynchus kisutch (coho salmon), 501 nucleotides long. Its product is annotated as protein sidekick-2-like. Lineage: Eukaryota; Metazoa; Chordata; Actinopteri; Salmoniformes; Salmonidae. The transcript is spliced from 4 exons. The record is from RefSeq and is a predicted model, not a curated record. The annotation marks the transcript as partial.